Molecule: messenger RNA, 1111 nt
Organism: Camellia sinensis
Lineage: Eukaryota; Viridiplantae; Streptophyta; Magnoliopsida; Ericales; Theaceae
Source: RefSeq, a predicted model, not a curated record
AAAAGUGAACAUCACAAACUCACUCCUCUCUCUCCUUAUCUCUCUAUCUCUUCCUCUCCAAACCCUAACCCUCUCUCUUCCUCUGCCGAUUACCUAUUCCCCAGAUACCUUUACCGCCAUCCGAACCUUCCACGACCAGCCGGCGUCGCUAUCCAGACCUCGACAUACGUUCCCAAGGAUGUCUCUAGUUUGAGAUGCGUCGCAUGUACUCCGAAGGUUAGAGGCAGAGGUGGUGGUGUACAACAAUUGCGAACACGGUUUCCACUUCAGUUGCGCCACUUUUUAUUUAUUCUUCCAAAACCCUAGUUUCGACUUCUGCUGGAAAAACUCUCAGUUCGAGCAGUUGGGAUUCCCAACUUCAAGUGGUUCAAUUGUUUGUUUGGUUAUCGAUUCUUGAGUGGCAUCAUCUUGUGCAAACCUGUUUUGAGAUAUAGAAAACAGCUAUAACCUGUUUGAUAGAGCUGGCAAAGAAGUUGAGAUGAGCAUGGAGGAGUUGGCCAAAAAGAACUCUCGCCCUCAACUAGUGAAGUUAGACAAGGCACUGAAAUUGGCUGAAAAAUGGGUUAAUAAUAUGACUAAAUCCACGGAAGACAAAUCAACAGAAGUACAAUUAGAGGCUCGACCUGCUAGGCUCGGAUUAGGUGCAACAGUUCCACGGCAAUCCAAGGUUGUUGGGCCUUUAAAUGAUCCUGUUGAAAGGAAAUUGCAUGCUAAAUUAGAUGUUGGAAAAAGAAAAGCCGCCAAAAGUAGAGAGGAAUUUAAACAUGAUAGUAAAGAAGAAGAAGAUGAUGAUGACGAGGAGAAUUUAGAGAGCAGAACAAACCUAUUUGCCAAGAAGAGAGUAGUGCCCUUGGCCUCAUCUUUACAAACAAAGAAGAAGCAGAAGAAGCAAUCUUAGAAGUCUGAUCUCUUAUUCUGUGAUUAUCCUUUUAAUUAAAAUCUUAACAGGUCUCUCAGCUCCUCCUCCAUAUUUUGAGAAUUGGGCUGUAACUUUCAAUAACUAUGCGCUCCAAAAUACCAUAGAUCUUUAUGUCAUUAAACGUUAGUUAUAGGGAAUGCACAAAAUAGCAAUGUUAUCUUUUUGCUUUAAUUAAUAGCACUGUUUGAGAGC